Fomitiporia mediterranea MF3/22 is the source of this 2407-nucleotide messenger RNA. RefSeq lists its product as uncharacterized. The record is from RefSeq and is a predicted model, not a curated record. The coding region runs from base 76 to 2229 and encodes 717 amino acids. The transcript has 7 exons. Lineage: Eukaryota; Fungi; Basidiomycota; Agaricomycetes; Hymenochaetales; Hymenochaetaceae.
GCAUUUACCUCACAGAUAAAGGGAGAACUUAGUAAACUUGGGAUAGGUUGGACAGGAUCAAGAGGGACAACGGGUAUGGCCGCAUUGGAAGGAUAUGCAGCGGCACUGGAGAUGUUUGACCUCUUUACUAGCUCACACCGGACAUCGAAGGAAGGUACUCAAGACAAGCCAUCCCCCGAUGGUCAAACGGGACUAUUGUGUCACAUAAUUCACUUGUCCGCAUGUCCACACGAUGAUGCACAGUAUCCACGCUGGAAUCAGACAUCCAGUCUGGACACGCUUACUUGGAAGGCGUUACCUGACGAGCUUCGCAAGAGGAAUAUUAACUUAAACAUGAUCUUACUGAAGCCCAAUAAGACAUUUUCUGACUUGUUUGCAUCGGUGAAUCCGGAACCACACAAGGCCUGGUUCCCGAUACUCAGUGAAUCUCAUGCGGUGCUACUCUCAUCGCAAGCGAGCUGGGCUCCAAUUAUAGCUAAACGUGCGGACGAAACCGCAGAAUCUGACAAGACAACCGUCGCGAAACCUACUGACGUAUCUACACCAAAGAAAGCUCCAGCAACACCCGUCCCUCACGCUCCGCCACCUCCAAAAUCCACUGAAACUGCAGCGCCGCCCGUCGCAACGCAACCGGACAAUGGUCCGCCCCAGCUUCCUAACCUCAACCAUGAGCAACUACAACAGUUAUUCCAUACGUUCAAUGAGCUCGGGAAGCAACUCAAGGAGGAUAGGGAACACCAGGAUUCACUUCGUCAACAGGGUCUUGAACAGGAUGCAAUGAAUUUGGAACUAAUGAUACAGGCGAAGACCGCACGAUUCCUCAAGCUCAGGAACGUCUUGGUAGCUGUGAGGAACAACGCUCUUGCCGCGGGCGCAUCAAGGUCUGCGAGUACACAGGAAAACGUUGCUGGAUCUUCUAGUCAAAACCAAACUACUGUUCCAGGCACUUCGAGUAACAUACCUUCACUGCCGACCCAGUCGAAUCCCGCUCAGAACAUCCAGAAAACAGUGCCACCACAGGCGCAGCAACAGCCACAGCCACAGCAACAACAAACGAGACCAGGUACUACUCCUACUCAAGACAUACGACCGCCCCAGAAUAUUCUUUCGCAAAUGCCCCCGAGCGUGGCAGCGCAAAUGCAUAAACUGCAGGCAAAAGAGGGAAUUCAGGGACAGACGGCAUUGUCUAUGAAUCAACAGCAGCGCCAAAUCAGUAUUCGACCUACUCAGCAGGCUUCCAACUUACCGCAAGAGCAAGCGCCAAGGCCAGAUGAGGACCGAGCUUGGUUUGGUACGAUUGCAUGGAUGCACCCGCAAUUGAUGAAUCGUAUAGAGAUACAGGUUCGAAUGGCUAGCCCUAGCAGACAAAACAUUCAACGACACUUAUGGCCUCCUUCCCUCGAGAUUGAGCUGCUUAGAGAACAGAGAGCUCCUUUGGACAUACUGAAGUUAUGGCUGACCCAACAUAAUCCAAUUUUAUGCCAAGUCACACCUCUAACGCAUUCGGCUGACGCACAAGAAAACAGUAAUCGCUUUAGAGGUUUUGCGUCGCUUAUUCAAGAAAGGAAUCUUUAUGCUGUUGGUAGACGUGUUCCAAUGGGAGAAUCUGUUAAGCCAAUGCUUCUCUUGUUCCCAACAGGCGGGGAUGGAAAUGCACUGGUCGCUGCGGCAUUUCCGGAGACGGGUGUGCCAGACUUACCUCGACCGAAUCCGCAACCUACUCCGGCAAUGCGGCCCCCGACCGCUGCGCCACCGUCAGGAGGCAGCGUACAUCCGAAUCCGAAUCCAGCUCCAGCUCCGAAUCAGCAAAUGCUUGCGAUGUUACAGAAUUUAACGCCAGAACAGCGGAAUGCGCUCAUUACCCAGUGGCGUAUGCGUCGCGCACAGAAUCAACAAGCGCAAGCUGGUCAUCCCCCACCUCAAGUAGUUCAGCAACCGCAGCUGCAGCCACAACCGCAACCGCAACAGCCCGGAGUUGGGGUUGGUGCUAGCGGAGUCAGCGGAAAUUUUGCAAACCCGAACAUGAUGCAAAAUCUACUGGGAGGUUGGAUGGGCGGCGCCGCGAUGGGCCAACAACCAGGCAAUAUUCAGAAUCUUAUGGCAGGGAUGCAGGGUGGGAUGCACCCCAAUCUUGCCCAGGCGCUGGCUGCUAUGCAACGGCAGCAACAACAUCAGCAGCAGGGUGGUAUGUCCGCGCCUCCGGGCUCAGGAGGACCACCAACAUUCUGAGGCUCGGCGUUACUGAGGCUCAAAAUUCGUUGAGGUUAUCACAUAACUAUCCGUCCCGUCCAUCAUCUUUCUUGGAAUAUUGUUAUUCUAUGCGCAUUUUUUGACAAGUAUUUCACUUAUCAUCUUACCGGCAUCUCACCAACAAAGUGUAUCUUAUUGCACGUGCACUUACUUCUGU